Stegostoma tigrinum is the source of this 2173-nucleotide messenger RNA. RefSeq names its product peptidylprolyl isomerase H (cyclophilin H) (gene ppih). NCBI's taxonomy places the organism in Eukaryota, Metazoa, Chordata, Chondrichthyes, Orectolobiformes, Stegostomatidae. Gene Ontology annotation, molecular function: peptidyl-prolyl cis-trans isomerase activity. The transcript is spliced from 9 exons. Gene Ontology annotation, cellular component: intracellular membrane-bounded organelle. The coding region runs from base 102 to 635 and encodes 177 amino acids. Gene Ontology annotation, biological process: protein peptidyl-prolyl isomerization; protein folding. The record is from RefSeq and is a predicted model, not a curated record.
CUUGGGGCUGGCUCUGCGCCGCGCAGGCUUUCGGCCUGUCUGUCUCCGGUUUCGGGUGGGCGGUUGUGCGCUGCUGUUUUCAGUGAAGAGUUAGCAGGGUGAUGGCGGGGGUCCCGUCCAACCCUAACAACCCUGUCGUUUUCUUCGAUAUCACCAUCGGCGGCCAGGAGGUGGGGCGCAUGAAGAUUGAACUGUUUGCUGAUGUAGUGCCAAGGGUAGCAGAGAACAUCAGGCAGUUCUGCACUGGAGAAUUCAGGAAGGACGGUGUUCCUGUAGGUUAUAAAGGAAGUACAUUUCACAGGGUAAUCAAGGACUUCAUGAUACAAGGGGGUGACUUUGUAAAUGGAGAUGGGACUGGUGUAUGUAGUAUUUAUAGAGGACCGUUUGCAGAUGAAAACUUCAAACUGAAACACAGUGUCCCUGGUCUCUUAUCCAUGGCAAACAGUGGCCCAAAUACAAAUGGUUGUCAGUUCUUCAUCACAUGUUCUAAAUGUGAUUGGCUUGAUGGGAAGCAUGUUGUUUUUGGUAAAAUAAUUGAUGGAUUGCUUGUAAUGAGGAAAAUUGAGAAUGUUCCUACUGGACCCAGCAACAAGCCGAAACUUCCUGUGGUAAUUGCACAAUGUGGAGAAAUGUAGAGUUUACUGAAACAAGAGAAGAAUCCAGCUCUUCGCUAUUUAAGAAGUGUAAAGUGACCUGCUUUAUGACCUGCACACGAUUGUGCUAGAGUUCAGAGCCAGAGGUUUAAAGUAUUAACGAGCACAAUCUGGGAUUUUGACAACCAGGUUUAAUUUAACCCGAGGCCUAGGUGUAUAGAAAAUUUCUAUGCUAUGAAUAAGUCACUCCAAAACCAUUUCCCUCUUUUAAAAAUAAAAACAUCAUUGUAGUAGAGUUCUUGUCUAGAACCUCAGCUUGAGACACAAAUUUUCCCUGGUGAAAUUUGAGUCUUCCGAAGCAUUUUUUUUCUGGAAAUAUAUUCAUGUAUAUACAAAGUCCAGUGAGUCCCUGUCAGUGAAAUCUGAAUUUAAUUGUCUUUGUAACAACUAAGACAUCAAAUCAUUCAUUUUUGUUUUUUUGAAAAGUAGUUUGUACUAUCUGCCAAAUUUGUAAACUUCCCAUUUAGGGAGAACAGGAUGUUAAUAUUUUUGCAGCUGUCAUGAUUUGUAAUUUUAUAUUUCAGUCUCAGUUUAUAUUUACUUUUCUUUUGAACUUUAAGAAUUAUGUAUACCGUAACAUCUGAAAUAAAACAUUUUGGUAGAAUGUUAUUUAGUGAGUGAGUGAUAAAUCCCUGUAUUAACCAUUUCAUGGGUUUCUUUUAUGUGUAAGUUUAGGAACCAAAAUGUUGUAUGAAUGAGUGAACGUUUGAAUUUCAUUAGUCUCUGUUUUCCACAAUUAAUGCAAUUUAAAUUUUUGAUUUCUGGUUAAGUAUGAGCACUGGCAUCAAUAAAAAGGGAUCUGGCCCAAAAUAACUGGUCAGAAGUUAACAAAUAGACGGAUAGAAGUUGUCAAACAUAAAAUACGAAAUAAGUGUUUUCAUAAGACCAAAUAUGGUUACAACAAAGAAUGAGUGUCUUAGCUAAUGAGAGAGCUCUAUACUAAAUUGAACACCUGUAAAAAAGAAUUACUACCAGUACAUUUACUUAUUUGGUAUUAUAAAACUGGAGUAUCGUUUGAAAAAUAUUAAUUUUGUAAGAGCAUUCAUCAGGGCAAUUCUCAAGAAACAUCCAGUAUAAAAAGAAAACACCAUUUAUAAUGUAGGAUAGAGAUGGUUAAUUUGCAAGUGAACUCUGGUGGACAAAUUUCCAUGAAGAAUGCACCAGUUAAUGAUGACUGACAGUUCAUUGUCAAUCUUUGUCUAAGUUUUAAACCAAGCAAGUUGACUCUUAAUUGGUUACGGCAUUGCCACGCAAAAUAAACCAGUGAGUACCUAAUAACCAUUGUCUGAGUUGAAGUAAGUGUAUUGUAUGUACCUGAUCUUUCUGUCUGCAAAGAACAGGGCCUUAUGUGUAAAUGUAUGUAACUCCCACUACUGGGAAGUAGCCACACUAACAACCCGACAGACAACCUUGUAGUUAGUCAGUCAACCAUCUGUGCCGUUACGUUUCUGUGUAAGACAUCCAGAAGUACUUUUAACAAGUCUCUUGAAGCAGCUUAUUAAAUGCCAUCUGAAAAUCCA